AUGACGAAGUGUGCUUCCAGCUCCUUCAAAAACUCCUACGUUCGAGUGUGUCGCCCACCUUUCCUCGAAGCUCUCGCGGUGGCAAGAUGAUCAGGACACUCGAACUACUAGCGCUGCUCGUCGGCGCCGUACUCGGCGCUGACCAAAUCUUCUGGCCUCCCAGAAAUCAUUCCGCAGCCUCUCCGCCUCAAGGCGCUGAACUAAUCUUCUGGCCUCCCAGAAAUCGUUCGACAGCUUCUCCGCGUCAAGGCGCUGAACUAAUCUUCUGGCCUCCCAGAAAUCGUUCGACAGCUUCUCCGCGUCAAGGCGAUGACCUAAUCUUCUGGCCUCCCCGAAAUCAUUCCACAGCCUCUCCGCGUCAAGGCGCUGAACUAAUCUUCUGGCCUCCCAGAAAUCGUUCCACAGCCUCUCCGCGUCAAAGUGGUAACCGUAUCGUCUGGCCUACCAUAGAUCAUUCGGCAGCCUCUCGCACCUUCCUUCCUCCAGGCGGUGGCCGUUUCCCCUGGCCUACCAUAGACCAUUCGGCAGCCUCUCGCACCUUUCUUCCUCCAGUUCAAUGGGAUCAAAUGUUUGACCCAAGAGAAAGCAAAGAAGUCACUACGUUUGCGUGGCAAG
This is a messenger RNA of Dermacentor albipictus, 615 nucleotides long. NCBI's taxonomy places the organism in Eukaryota, Metazoa, Arthropoda, Arachnida, Ixodida, Ixodidae. The record is from RefSeq and is a predicted model, not a curated record.